GUACAUUACGUUGAAGUACCUAGGUACCUAGGUAGGUAUAGGAAUACGCAUUUGUAAGCUGCCGGCAUAUGAAGUAUAGCUUUGCUUGUAGAGCAUUCUAAGUGAAUGAUGAGAUUGGCAUAACAUUCUCCGGACUAGGUAGCUUCUAGACCUUGGAACCCCUCAUUCCAUUCAUAAGAAGGCGAGCUUCCCUUUCCUUCAAUCGAUAUCUAGGUAGUAUCUUCUCUAUUUCAACAUCUCAUUUACCAUUGACACACUAACGACACGCAUAAAUACCUAUACAUACACUACAAAACAUUAACUCCAACCAUCAAUCUUAACUAUCCAAACCAUCCAAACCAUGACCUACGAACGCCAACGCGCAAUCGAAUCCUACGGCUGGACAUCCGUCCCCGCCUCUCUCUCCAAGCUCAUCCAAUCCUCCCCUUCAGCCUCUAACCCCGCUUCCGCGCUCCAACUAUCCGAUCUCCCCUUCCCUACAUCCCCCCUCGUAAAGAGCGUUCAGGAAUACGCACGUAGUGAAUUACCACAAGAAACCUUCCACCACUCUAUGCGCGUCUAUCACUACGGCGUCGCGAUUCUCACGCACGCAUUCCCAAACUGGACAUCGAUCAACCCUUCUAGUAAAUUUCUCGAAAGCUACGCGCUCACGGCGCUUCUGCACGAUAUCGGAACCGUGCCGAGACAUUUGCAGGAGACGCUUAUGAGUUUCGAUCUCUACGGGGGUUUUAUUGCAGAUGGGGUGUUGAGGGAUGCGGGGGCGGCGAGAGAACAGCGGGAGUUGGUUGUGGAGGGGAUUAUUCGACAUCAGGAUUUGGGAGAGGUGGGGACGCAGACGAGGGUUGGGGGGUUGGUGCAGUUGGCGACGGUGUUUGAUAAUAUGGGGCAGAAUGCGCAGUUGGUGCACGAGGGGACGAUUGAGAAUGUGGUGAGGGAGUGGCCGAGAUUGGGGUGGAGUAAAUGUUUUUCGCAUACCAUCGAGCAGGAGAAUGCUUUGAAACCAUGGGCUCAUUCGACACAUUUGGGAGUGAGAGAUUUCCCCGAUGGAGUGUUGGGGAAUAAGUUGAUGGAGAAGUGGGACUGAGAAUGCGGACGUGUGGGCAAGGGACGAGUAAGGGUGAGUAGUAUGAUGAUGGAUGAGAAAUUACAAGUGAAUGACCCAUGAAACAACGAGACGAAAGGAACGGAAAUGGCAAUCGGAAAGGAGCAAUGGCUUGGAAAAUUAAAUGAUAUCUACGGCGUGGAAUUACGAUUUCAAUGGCAAUACAGCAGCAAAAUAAAUCUAUCUUCCCUUACCAUCCCAAAUUCUCCCCAAUAUAUCUUCAAACCCCAAUCAAUCCAUCAACAAACCAAACAAGGCGUCGUGACGGAGUGGUUAACGUGAUUGACUAGAAAUCAAUUCCUUUCGGGGGCGCAUGUUCGAAUCAUGCCGACGUCGCUAUCUUUUUGCUCAUCGAUCAUUUCCAUCCAUCCAUACCACUGUAAUUUUUAUACCGGCUCCCAUCUCCCAACUCUCCAUUCAUCCAUCCACGCAUCUACACACUCAAAACAAACUAACCAAUCUCUCCACAUCAGUACAUAUUCUCUUUCGACCUCUUUCUUCAAUCACCUACCUACUUACCCAUCAAGCUUUUGUGGAUACCUACUAGGUAGCUAUGGAUAUAUCCCAUGUGUUUUAUUUGCUGUAUGCGGGCGGAUACCUACCUAGGUAUGUGGAUGAAGUGAGUGAGAAAAUGUGGAUUCGGCAGUGAAAACUUUAACGAGCGGUGGAAAUGAAGAUCCGUUAUAUGUAACUUACAUAUUAUGAUAUUACAUGUAGUUAUCAGGGGCCAAGCGAGAUCAGAUCGGAUCCACCGUUCAGUCCAGUCCUGGCAGGAGAGAUCAAAAAAUACAAAGUAUAGAAAAUUAUGUACUGUAUAUGUACGAGUACUCUUAUUGAUAUUUCAUGUCGGAUCAGAUUAUUAUUAUGAAAUCGAAUUGAGAGUUUGUAUAGAGAUGUAUUUAUAAGGGUUUAAUUAAUAUAGAUUGAUAACAACAU
Molecule: messenger RNA, 2038 nt
Organism: Botrytis sinoallii
Lineage: Eukaryota; Fungi; Ascomycota; Leotiomycetes; Helotiales; Sclerotiniaceae
Exons: 2
Coding region: 341-1084 (247 amino acids)
Source: RefSeq, a predicted model, not a curated record